AUGCCCGCCGACGCGCAGUUUGCCGUCGGCUCGGUGGUCUUUGUGCCCGACGAGCAGCAGGCGUACCUCCCCAAGCGAGUCGCAUCAUGCACGGGCCUCGGCGCCCGCACCAAGCUCACCGUCGGGCCGCUCUCGGGAAGCGGCGGCGCUGCUGUGCCGGCAAAGGACGUCGCCGACGUCGUCGAUGCGGACCCGCUCGCGCUGGAGGGGGCGCAGGACAUGGUCAAGUUCUCCAAUCUCACCGAGGCGGCGCUGCUCCACAACCUCCGCACGCGCUACAGCCGCGACCAGAUAUACUCGGCCGCGGGCGCGAUCCUGCUCUCCGUCAACCCGUUCAAGCAGAUCCCGGGCAUCUACACGGACGAGGUGACCCGGCGCUGCCAGGAGGCCGACGCCAAGGCGCUCCCGGACCUGCCUCCGCACGUGUACGGGCUGAGCGAGAAUGCGUACCGCGGCAUGCUCGGUGAGCAAAAGCAGCAGGCGAUCCUCAUCUCGGGCGAGUCCGGCGCGGGCAAGACGGAGGCGGCGAAGGCAUGCGUCAAGUACAUCUGCGCGCGCUCGACCGGGGGCGGCGGCGUCGGCGGGGGCGCGAAGCUGCUCCGCCAGGGCUCGCACGAGGAGUUUGCCAACCCGAUCCUCGAGGCCUUCGGCAACGCGAAGACGCUGCGCAACAACAACUCGUCCCGCUUUGGAAAGUGGACCGAAAUCCACUUUGACGCGGGCGGGCAGAUUCGCAGCGCGCGCUCGACGUCGUACCUGCUCGAGCGGUCUCGCGUGGUGGAACACGCCCGCGGGGAGCGGACGUUCCACAUCUUUUACCAGCUCUGCGCCGGCGCGACCAAGCAGCAGCGCGACGCGCUCAAGCUGCCGCCCGCAGGAGAGCUGCGCUACCUCGGCCAGUCCGCUUCGCUCUCCGUGCCGGGCAUCGACGACGCCGCCGACUGGCGCGCCGUCUGCGCCGCCUUCUCCACCUUCCAGCUCACCGACGCCGAGCAGACGAGCUUGCGCCGCGCGUGGCGGCCGGCUGUAGGCAUCCUCACCCUCGGCAACCUCGCCUUCGACGCCAAGGAGAUGGCCAACGCCGACGACGGGUCGUGCGUGUCGCCGGCGUCGCAAGCGUCGCUCAAGGCGGCGGCGGCGGCCCUCGACAUCUCACCGCUCGAGCUCGAGACGGCGCUCACCAUCAAGAAUGUGGGCAAGUUCCCGGUGGUUGCGGUGCCGCAGCCGCCCGAGAAGGCGGCGGUCGCGCGCGACGCGCUCGCAAAGGCGCUGUACGGCUCGCUGUUCGACUGGAUCUUCGGGCGCAUCAACGAGAAGAUGGGUGCGGGCGCGGGCGCCGCGCUGGGCGGCGGGAACAAGCGCACCAUCGGGCUGCUAGACAUUUUCGGGUUCGAGGCCUUUUCGCGCAACUCGCUCGAGCAGCUGCUGAUCAACUUUGCGAACGAGAAGCUGAUGCAGUACUUCAACAUCUACAUCUUCCAGAUGGAGGAGAAGGAGUGCCGCGACGAGGGCGUCGCGUGCCCGCAGCUGCAGUUCGCCGACAACUCGGCCGUCAUGGUGCUGCUCGAGGCCAAGCCGACGGGGCUGAUGGCGCUGAUCCACGACGAGGUGCUCGUGCCAAACGCCUCCGACGCCAACCUGCUCACCAAGAUGAACGAGGCGCACCGCGGCGCGUCCAUGUACCGGCAGAUGCCGCGCGCCCAGGGCGAGGGCUUUGUCGUGCUGCACUUUGCGGGCGAGGUGGCGUACGCCAUCGACGACUUUGUCGCAAAGUCGCGCGGCGCGGUCCCCUCGGAGCUGUCGCAGCUGCUGGGCACCUCGCAGCUGCCGCUCCGGACGAUGUCCUUCGCGCGGCACCGCGGCGGCGGCGGCGCGCGCGCGCGCCUCGGCGGCGGCGGGCGCAAGGUCGUGUCGGUCGGCCGGCAGUUUCAGGAGUCGCUCGACUCGCUGAUGGGGAUGCUGCACACGUGCUCGCCGCACUUUGUGCGCUGCAUCAAGCCCAACCACCACCUCGCGCCGGACGAUUUUGACGGCGCGUACGUGAUGCGGCAGCUGCAGCAGAUGGGGAUGGUUCACGUGGUCAAGGCGCGCAAGCAGGGCUUCGCGCACCGGUACGACUUUGACACCUUCAUCGCGCGGUACGGCUACCUGCGCGAGGGGGUCGAGUGCGACGCG
This is a messenger RNA of Emiliania huxleyi CCMP1516, 2175 nucleotides long. RefSeq lists its product as hypothetical. Gene Ontology annotation, biological process: actin filament organization; vesicle transport along actin filament. The record is from RefSeq and is a predicted model, not a curated record. Gene Ontology annotation, cellular component: cytoplasm; myosin complex; vesicle. The transcript has 6 exons. Lineage: Eukaryota; Haptophyta; Isochrysidales; Noelaerhabdaceae. Gene Ontology annotation, molecular function: ATP binding; microfilament motor activity; actin filament binding. The annotation marks the transcript as partial.